UAACAUUUAUUUAGUUCUCAACCCCUUUCUCCACUCUUCAUCUGCCUCUGCCAGCUUAAAACGCAUCGUCCCCCUUUUCCCUCGUGUGUAUCGCCCCCUCUUUUCUACAAUUUCGGAUUUCCCCCUGCUAAAUCUCAUCAAUUUCACCGUCCAAUUCUCUUCUACAAAACCCCCCCUCAAAGCUCCCAAUUUCCCCCAAAGCCAUACAUACCAAUUCACAAUCUUUCUUGAAAAAUCUGGCAAUGGCUUCUUUCAGUGUUCCUUAUCCUAAGAUUUCUGUCCUCUCCGUUGCUUCAUCAUCCCAUUCUACCCCGACCCAUCAGCCCCAGGGCUCCCUUUCCUUCAGAUCCGGUCCUGCAUUGGUCCCUCGUCUUCAGGGUUCCAUUCGCAUCCAAUCUCAGGUGUUUAAGGUGAAUGCCCAGCUGAAUGAGGUUGCUAUUGAUAAGUCGAACAAUUCAAAACCACUUUCUGAGAAAAGCUUGGAGGAAGUGUCCAAGACUGAAUACAGUAUUCCAGAUGCUUCAUCCAUUCAAGCAUUCAUGUCUCAGGCAGCCGAUCUUGUGGAGCUUGUGGAUUCGAGGGACAUUGUGGAGCUGCAGCUGAAGCAAAACAAUUGUGAAAUUCUUAUAAGGAAGAAGGCGGCAUUGCCCCAGCCACCUGUUUAUAUGGCGCCACCAUCUGUUCCACAGGCCUUUGUUCAGCAACAGUUGCCUCCUGCAGGUUCCCAUGCUCCUGCAGCUCCAGCAGCUCCUGCGCUUCCACCACCUGCGCCUUCAAAGCCUAAGUCGUCUCAUCCUCCAAUGAAAUGUCCCAUGGCUGGAACAUUCUAUCGAUCGCCUGCCCCAGGGGCACCACCUUUUGUAAAGGUAGGAGACAAGGUCCAGAAAGGGCAAGUAGUCUGCAUCAUUGAGGCUAUGAAAUUGAUGAAUGAAAUUGAGGCUGAUCAAGCUGGAACUGUAGUUGACAUAGUUGUAGAGGAUGGUAAGCCCGUUAGUGUGGACACGCCUCUAUUUGUCAUUGAACCAUGAUAGAAAGAAGUCAUCUUGGUGUGCAACAUAGGUGGAUGAAGCAGAGUGAGAUUCGAUAGAUAUAGAGAACAAAUCUGUCUUUAGCUCAAGGCAUAUCUGCUCAGAAGAUUGGUUCACCAUAUUAGUCUUGUUGAAAUCUAUGAUCAUAUUUAUAGCUUGUAUUCCUCAUUUUUCUUAUGCUGCUCAUAAAUUUUGGAACUAUAUUUUCUUUAUAAAUUUGUGACUUAUUGAUAUCUUCA
Solanum dulcamara is the source of this 1267-nucleotide messenger RNA. RefSeq names its product biotin carboxyl carrier protein of acetyl-CoA carboxylase 1, chloroplastic-like. Gene Ontology annotation, molecular function: acetyl-CoA carboxylase activity. Bases 243 to 1028 code for a protein of 261 amino acids. The record is from RefSeq and is a predicted model, not a curated record. NCBI's taxonomy places the organism in Eukaryota, Viridiplantae, Streptophyta, Magnoliopsida, Solanales, Solanaceae. Gene Ontology annotation, cellular component: acetyl-CoA carboxylase complex. The transcript has 7 exons. Gene Ontology annotation, biological process: fatty acid biosynthetic process.